GUAGAUUCUUAAUAUGUCGAACGUCGCUAUCUCGAAUUUUUCGUUAUCUCGAACUACUUUGAAUUCCCCUUGAAACUACUAUUACACUUAAUAAUGUUUUGCUCUCGAUAACUCGAUAUAAAAUUAAUCGUUUUUCGAUAUCUCGAGUUCACAAAUAAUACUUUUAUUACGGUUAAAACAGGAAUUGUGCAGUAUAGCGAUUGUGAUUUAGCGUGUUGGUAGUUACGUUUGUAGUCUUUCGUAGUUCGUUUAUUCGUUUGUAGUGAAAUGGAAAAGAAGCGUAAAUUAAAUGUUCUUUCAAUUUCGGAUAAAGUUCGUUUAAUACAGUUAGUUGAAAAGGGUGACCGUAAAAAAUGUGAAAUCGCCAAUGAAUUCAAUAUUCCACCAAAUACAUUGUCGUCAAUUAUUAAACAGAAAGAGAAAAUAAUGAAGUUCAAUUGUGGAAAUAUGAAAAAAAUGAGGAUGACCCCUUAUUUGGACAUUGAUAAAUGUUUGCUAAAAUGGUUUACUCAGUGUCGAGAUAAAAACAUACCAUUAAGUGGAACAAUUUUACUUGAAAAAGCAAACGAAUAUGCACAACAACUAGGACACACUAAUUUUAAAGCUAGUAGUGGAUGGCUUACAAAUUGGAAAAAAAGACACGAUGUAGUUUUUCGAACUGUUUGUGGAGAAAAAGCUUCAGUAGACACACAUUGUUGUUCAAAUUGGAUUAAAAAUCUUCCUGAUGUCUUAGCAGGUUAUUCUUCUAAUGAUAUUUUUAAUGUCGAUGAAACGGGCUUAUUUUUCAAAUGCUUACCAGAUAAAACAUUAAUGUUAAAAGGUAAAGAAUGUUCGGGUGGAAAAUACGGUAAAGAGCGCAUUACAAUUAUGAUAGGAUCAAAUAUGUCUGGAACUGAAAAACUAAAAUUAUUUGUCAUUGGUAAAGCAAAGAAGCCUAGGUGUUUUAAAGGAAUUAAAUCUUUACCAGUUGACUAUAGGUCAAAUAAAAAGGCUUGGAUGACUUCGUCAUUAUUUAGUGAAUGGCUUUUAAAUUUUGAUAAAAAAAUGAAAAUAGAAAAUCGAAAAGUUCUACUAUUCAUAGAUAAUUGUACAGCUCAUAAUCACGAUGUUGAAUUAAGUUCCAUUAAAGUACAUUUUUUACCACCUAAUACAACAUCUAUACUUCAGCCUAUGGACCAAGGCGUUAUACAGAAUUUCAAAAUGUUUUAUAGAAAAGAAAUAAUCAGACGGUUAGUCGAUAAUAUCGAUAACAACGAAUCAUUUUCUAUAAAUAUACUUGAAGCUAUAAGAAUGUCUGAUAAGGCUUGGAGAAGUGUAACACCACAGACUAUAUUGAAUUGCUUCAUAAAAGCCGGUUUUAAAGACGGUGAUAUAAUUGCAUUAGAUAACUCAACUACUAUUUCUGAUGAUAAAUGGAAUUUUGUUGCUGAUCAUCUUAAUUUAGAAGACAAAAAUUUUUCACAUUAUGUGGAAAUAGACAAUAAUAUUCACGUAUGUGGAACAUGGACAGAUAACGAAAUUUUAUCAGAAACCAUCGAAAAUACCAGCGAGAGUGAAGACGAACCACAAAAGGAGGAGGAAGUCAUUUUUACCCAAGUAACAAUUCAACAAGCUAAAGAUGCUUUAAAAACACUAAGACAUUUUGUUGAGACUACUACAGGUAUGGAUGAUACAGCUUUUUCUGCAUUAAAUAAUUUGGAAGACGUCGUGGCAGAAAAAAGUAAUAUUAAGCAAACUUUAAUGACAGAUUUUUUUAAAAAAAAAUAAUUUAUUCAGUCAUUUUUAUUUAUUUUAGGCAUUCGUAUUAUUUAUUAUUCAUAUACAUUAUACAACAUACAUUUCUAUUAUUUUUUAUUUUUUAAUAAAACUCGAUAUCUCGAAGUUUUCGAUAUCUCGAACUUUUUUCUGUUCCCCUUGAGAUUCGACAUAACGAGAAUCUA
This is a messenger RNA of Aphis gossypii (cotton aphid), 1940 nucleotides long. RefSeq names its product tigger transposable element-derived protein 6-like. Gene Ontology annotation, cellular component: nucleus. Bases 268 to 1767 code for a protein of 499 amino acids. Gene Ontology annotation, molecular function: DNA binding. Lineage: Eukaryota; Metazoa; Arthropoda; Insecta; Hemiptera; Aphididae. The record is from RefSeq and is a predicted model, not a curated record. The transcript has a single exon.